Messenger RNA from Rotaria socialis, 915 nucleotides. The record is from the annotation of a GenBank genome assembly. Lineage: Eukaryota; Metazoa; Rotifera; Eurotatoria; Philodinida; Philodinidae.
AUGACUGAAAAACCACCACCGUAUGCUGCAUCUUCAAUUCGUGCAAGAUAUGCUGAUGGGAAUGAUAUAAAUAAAAGUAGGGAUAUUUUGGCAAAGCUGAAACAUGACUUUAAAAGCUAUGGAAAGUUUUCGAUGAAGAAAGUUGAGCAUAAAAAUAUCUUGCUAAUCGGACGAACACGUACUGGCAAAUCGACCAUUCAGUCAUUGCUAAUAAAUCCUGCGAAUGUACCAGAAGAACUGACGCUUAGAUCAGGAACAAGAGAUCCCCAUUUUCAAGCAUUUCAUUUACAAGGAGAUGAUGUUGUACUCAACAUUAUUGAUACACCUGGUCUUUUUGAACACGGCAACAGCCAGAUGGACAUUCGAGAUAAUGAAACGAUCUUAAACACAAUUGGGUUUUGUAUUAAUGUGGAAAUUACAAAGUUUCAUGCAAUCUGUUUUUGCGCUUCACUUGUAUCUGGUAUCAAUGCAGAAGAUAUUAAUUCACUCAAGUUAUUGAUCCAAUAUCUCGGUCAUGCAACGGCAAAGAACGCGUGCUUAAUUAUUACACGUUGUGAAUCCAUUAGCAAACAGCAACGAGAAAAGCUGAAAAAGGAGUUAAUUGAAGAUUCUGUUUUCAAGCAGAUCGCACCAUUUUUCCAGCUAGGAAUUUAUUUUUCUGGCUCAAUUAAUAGAGAUGAUCUGCUUCGCGGUAACGAGGAGACUGUCUAUCGUCAAUAUAGCACAAUAAGUGACUAUCGCGAAGAAUUAAUUGAUCUGUUCUUGAAGGUCAAAGAUCCAUUACCUGUCGAACAAAUGGCAUCUGAGUCAAAACAAUUUCGUGAACAGUAUCAUGCUAUAUCUUCGAAUACAACUGCAAAAUCUUCUUCAAGGGACGUAUACGGACUACGUUCAAGGCGUUACGAGUAUAAUUGA